ACAAACCUCAUGGCUCCACCUCAUGAGAGAGAAGAAGACCACAGACUGACAGACAUUGAAAUCAUACAAGUGGACACUACAUUUUGCCAUGUCACUGGACUCUGAGCUCACUUGCAGUGCAAAGAACACCAUGCAGGAUGAAGAUGGAUACAUGACCUUAAAUAUCGAAACUCGAAAACCAGCUCUCCCCACAGCUGACCCUGCUUCUUCAUCACGGUGGCGUGUGAUGGCUCUGGUGCUGCUGUUCUUGUGCACUGGGCUGGUCAUUGGGCUGGUGGCUCUGGGGGUUAUGUUUGUCACACAGCAAAACUGCCUACAAAUUGAGAAUAAAAGUCUCCCAGGGACUCUGCAACACUUAACAAACCAGUCCUCCCAAGAUUUAAUAAAUCAAUCAAAAGAAAAGGAUGAUUUCAGGCAUAAGAAUACCACAUGUGCCCCAAACUGGAGACCUUAUGAAGAUAGGUGCUAUGGGUUUUUCAGGCACAACUUAACCUGGGAAGAGAGUAAGCAGUACUGUAUCGAUAGGAAUGCCACUCUGUUGACGAUUGCCAACCAGGACAUACUGAAAUACAUCAAAUCCAGGACUGCAUUAAUACGUUGGGUUGGAUUGUCUCGCCAGAACUCUGAUAAAGUCUGGAAGUGGGAAGAUGGCUCAGUUUUCUCCAAAAAUAUGUCUGAACUUUCUGAAAAUGCAAGAGAAAACAUGAAUUGUGCUUAUUUUCAUAUUGGGAAAAUUCACCCUACCUUCUGCCAGAACAAACAUUAUUUAAUGUGUGAGAGAAAGGCAGACAUGGCAAAGGGGGACAAACUACUUUAAUGCAAAAAGAUGGGCAGGAUGGCACAGACAAAUGUUUGAUUGUGUAAUAAAAGAUCUGAAUG
Artibeus jamaicensis (Jamaican fruit-eating bat) is the source of this 879-nucleotide messenger RNA. RefSeq names its product C-type lectin domain family 1 member B (gene CLEC1B). The record is from RefSeq and is a predicted model, not a curated record. The transcript is spliced from 6 exons. Lineage: Eukaryota; Metazoa; Chordata; Mammalia; Chiroptera; Phyllostomidae. The coding region runs from base 89 to 817 and encodes 242 amino acids.